ACAGCGAGUAGCGCCGGAAGGAGCUAGUUUUUACCAAGACAGCUAGGAAGGAAAAGAGAGAGAAAACAGAAGAAAGUGACCAAACCAAACGGUUUGUAAAAUGUCCAGAGGCCAAAAUCUGAGAGGUUUGGUGCAGGAGCGUCUGACUGCGGCUGCUGAAGAUAUAUAUGUGCUGUUUGAAAGAAUCACAGCAGAAUAUGAGGAGGAACUGUGUCGCUGCAAACAGGAGAACGAGAGAAAGCAACGGCUCCUGGACUCGACUCUGAGCCCGAGAGUCGUGCUGACCAGAGCCGGUGUCCACAUGUCCUCUCUUAGUCCUGGUUUCACUCUGAAACAGGAAAUCCCAGAGACUCCACAGAUUAAAGAGGAGACAGAAGAAGAGCACGCCAAACAGGAGGAAGAGGAGCUGCACAUGUCUGUCCCUGAGUCCAAUGAUGGCUGUGUGAAAACAGAAGAGUCCUCACUGCCUCAGCGAAAAGAAACUGAUCACAGAGAGGACACACAGGGAGAGGACAUCAGCUCAGAGACAUGUGUCCACAGAGAGGACACGCAGGGAGAGGACAUCAGCUCAGAGACACAUGUCCACAGAGAGGACACACAGGGAGAUGACAUCAGCUCAGAGACACGUGUCCAGAGAGAGGACACACAGGGAGAGGACAUCAAUUCAGAGACACGUGUCUACAGAGAGGACAUGCAGGGAGAGGACAUCGGCUCAGAGACACAUGUCCACCCCGAGACUGAAGGAGACACGGAGCACUCUUCUGACAUUGACAGUGAUGAAGACUGGCGUGCUCCAAUCGACUUUACAGCUGCACAGGUGGAGACAGAGGCAGAUGGAGACCACCACAACCAAGUUCAGAUCAGAGCAAAAAGCACCACUGUACCAAACUCAGGUCUAUCCCCCAAAUACAAGUCUGCACCAGAGACCAGAUCCACAGUGGACAAUGGGGACAUGUCAGGAUCAGCCGAAGGAGCUGCAGGGGAGAAACACCAGUGCUCUGUUGGUAAAAAGAGAUUUGACUUAAAAAACUAUUUAGAAAGAGUUGACAGAAGAGAGAAACCUUACAGCUGUUCUGUCUGUGAGAAAGCAUUUACUCGAAAGAUUCAUCUCACACUACACAUGAGAACACACACAGGAGACAAACCUUACAGCUGUUGUCUUUGUGAAAAAGCAUUUACUCAAAAGAGUCAUCUCACAGACCACAUGAGAACACACACAGGAGACAAGCCUUACAGCUGUUCUGUCUGUGAGAAAGCAUUUUCUCAAAAGAUUACUCUUACACUACACAUGAGAACACACACAGGAGACAAACCUUACAGCUGUUCUGUCUGUGAGAAAGCAUUUACUCAAAAGAUUACUCUUACACUACAUAUGAGAACACACACUGGAGACAAACCUUACAGCUGUUCUGUCUGUGAGAAAGCAUUUACUGUAAAGAGUUAUCUCACGCUACACAUGAGAACACACACAGGAGACGGGACUUACAGCUGUUCUGUCUGUGAGAAAGCAUUUACUCGAAAGAGUUAUCUCCCAAAACACAUGAGAACACACACAGGUGACAAACCUUACAGUUGUUCUGUCUGUGAGAAAGCAUUUAGUCUAAAGUGUACUCUCAGAAAACACAUGAGAACACACACAGGAGACAAACCUUACAGUUGUUCUGUCUGUAAUAAACGAUUUACCUUCAGCAGUGGUCUGAAAACACAUAUGAGAACUCACUCAGAAGAGAAAUAGGUUGAACAGGGUGACUGAAAAUGAGAAUGAUAUUCUGUUAUCGUUAUAAUGUUAUAGUAUAUUGUACUGUUAAGAAAAUAAAUGUUUGUGCUU
Periophthalmus magnuspinnatus is the source of this 1828-nucleotide messenger RNA. Its product is annotated as zinc finger protein 391-like. Gene Ontology annotation, cellular component: nucleus. The record is from RefSeq and is a predicted model, not a curated record. Gene Ontology annotation, molecular function: DNA-binding transcription factor activity, RNA polymerase II-specific; RNA polymerase II cis-regulatory region sequence-specific DNA binding. Lineage: Eukaryota; Metazoa; Chordata; Actinopteri; Gobiiformes; Gobiidae. Bases 101 to 1735 code for a protein of 544 amino acids. Gene Ontology annotation, biological process: central nervous system development; regulation of transcription by RNA polymerase II. The transcript is spliced from 3 exons.